AUGCGGUUCGCUAUCGCUGGGGGAGUCGCGCUCCUUGCGGCCUCCGCAUCAGCGCAACUCUACCCUUCCCAAAGCCCAUUGAACCACACCUGCCUCCUCCAAAAGCCGCUUCUGUCAUGUCCACCGCAGGAUCCGGCUGUAGUUGACUCGUGCUGCGUCGAAACCUUCGGCGGCCUCCUCCUCUCCACCCAGUUCUGGGACACCUACACAGGCCGCGAAAGCGAAGGACAGCUGCUCCCCAAAAACACGUGGAGUCUGCACGGCUUGUGGCCCGACUUCUGCAACGGAAGCUACACGCAAUACUGCGACCUCACCCGGCAAUACGACCCCGUCCCCUCGCCCAACACCACAGACGGCACACCCACCGGCACCCCCGUCCCGCCCUACACCGGCCCCAACAUCGGCACCUUCCUGGAGCCCUUCGGCAAGUACGAUCUGCUCGAGUACAUGAACACGUACUGGAUCGCGCAGAACCAAGACAAUGCGGGGUUCUGGGGCCACGAGUUCAGCAAGCACGCUACGUGCUUUUCUACCUUUGACGUCGCGUGCUAUGGCCCGCAGUAUGUCGAGCACGAGGAGGUGGUGGAUUUCUUCGAAACGGCGAUCAAGUACUACAAGAAGUUUCCGACGUUCAAGUGGCUGAAGAAGGCGGGGAUCACCCCGUCGAAUAGCACGACGUAUAGCUACGCGGAGAUUCGGGAUACGUUGUUUGCGAGGCACGGCGGUGUCCCGUUUAUCGGCUGCUCGGGACCGAGAUAUAACACCACUGAGGCUGGGAAGAACAGCACGGAUACGGGGUAUACGGUGCUUAGUGAGGUGUGGUACUAUGAAUACGUCUACGGCCGACCGCAAGAAGGCGACACCGUUUCCGUGAACGCAUCGUCAACCUACCUAACAAACUGCGCAAAAACCGACGGCGCGAUCCAUUACUACGAGCGAGGUCCGGCAUCGGAGAAGAAGCCCACAGUGCCAUUCUGA
This is a messenger RNA of Trematosphaeria pertusa, 978 nucleotides long. Its product is annotated as ribonuclease T2. Gene Ontology annotation, biological process: RNA catabolic process. Gene Ontology annotation, molecular function: ribonuclease T2 activity; RNA binding. Gene Ontology annotation, cellular component: extracellular region. The transcript has 2 exons. NCBI's taxonomy places the organism in Eukaryota, Fungi, Ascomycota, Dothideomycetes, Pleosporales, Trematosphaeriaceae. The record is from RefSeq and is a predicted model, not a curated record. Bases 1 to 978 code for a protein of 325 amino acids.